Botrytis porri is the source of this 180-nucleotide messenger RNA. RefSeq lists its product as uncharacterized. Lineage: Eukaryota; Fungi; Ascomycota; Leotiomycetes; Helotiales; Sclerotiniaceae. The transcript has 2 exons. The record is from RefSeq and is a predicted model, not a curated record. Bases 1 to 180 code for a protein of 59 amino acids.
AUGCAGAAGCUUUUUUGCUACUCUAGACCAACAGAGGCAUUGGCACUCAAAUUCUACGCUUCACAAAUCCCUAAAACAAUUGCUGUGAAUUUAAGUGAUAACCUUGUUGUUUAUGAAUAUCCUGUCUUCGAUCCAUAUGAAUACGGAUUAACCUGCGAGAAGUCUCGCUCAACUAAAUGA